GAAAAUUACUAAUGGGUUUGCCCGACAUACGACUUUCGAAUAACUGUUAGAAUUCUCCGGUUACCGUUAAUAGUUGCUGAAAAAUGCGAGUCAUAGAUGUAUUGUUAAUCGCAGUUAUUUUGCUGAUGAUGAAAAAUUCAAGUGCCGAAAUUCCCGGUUGCGACUUCUACGACACCGUGGAUAUUUCAAAAGCGCAAAGGUUCUCGAACGGAUCGUACCUAUAUGAAGGCUUGCUGAUCCCCGCCCAUUUGACUGCUGAAUAUGACUUCAAGCUCCUGCCCGACCACUCAAGGGAGAGGGUGGCGAGCCACGUAAGAGGAUGUGCCUGCCAACUAAGACCCUGCAUCAGGUUUUGCUGCCCUGAGUACCACAAGAUGAAAGAGGGCCAGUGCUACGGCGACAUGUCAAAGGACGAGUUGGACAGGCACGAUCCCUUGGUGAAUGUGACGCUCAACGACGGGUCGGUGGUAAAGAGGCACUUCAAGGAGGACAUAAUCGUGCAGUCGGAUCUGGCCAAGCCGAAUUGUUCCAGCAUGUACUAUCUGAAUCACGAAUUGCCAGGCAACGGCUUCACUCUGUUUGAGAAUGGAUCUUUUCUGCGUCACUGGGACAACGUGGCGUUGACCAAGCGGGAUUACUGCGUCCAGCAUCUUUCAUUAAAGGGUAAUAGUAUCCGAAUUGCGCCCCACUUCUGCCCUCUUUCAAAUGAGCACUCCAAACCAUGGAAGACCGUUGCGAUAGUGCUAUCCCUAAUAUGCUUACUGCUCACGAUCAGCGUAUAUCUCUAUGUCAAGGAGCUUCGCAAUCUAGUUGGCAAGUGUAUCAUCUGCUACUUGGCCUCCCUGUUCCUGGGCUUCCUCUUCCUAAUACUAAAUGUGUGGAAUUACUCAUCCGGAUUCUGCGUUACGGCAGGGUUCCUGGGCUACUUCUCCGUCAUGGCCGCGUUCUUUUGGCUUUCCGUUAUUAGUUUUAACUGCUGGAUUACGUUCAGUAAAUCUAACUGGUCGAUCAGUUUCUUGCCAGAAAAUCGGUUCGUAUCUUAUAACUUAUACGCGUGGGGCAUGGCGCUCCUCCUUACCGGAAUCACCUUUAUAGCUGACCAGGUGGUUGAGGAUGAGAAGUGGAAACCCAGCGUGGGCAUCGGCAGAAAUUGUUGGAUCUAUACUGGCGAUAUUAGGGUCAUGAUCUACUUCUAUGGUCCAAUGCUACUGAUAAUCGUCUUUAACAUUGUAAUGUUCGUUCUAACGGCGAUUCCCAUAUUGAUGGUAAAGAAGAGUGUGAAAUCCUUCGCCCAACAGCUCGAAACGAAACAAAAGCUAAACUCGGAUUUACAACAUUUUACCGUAUUCCUGCGACUUUUCAUUAUCAUGGGUGUUCCGUGGAGCCUAGAAAUAAUCUCGUUUUUAUUGAACAAAAAUGAUGCUUGGAAGAAGGCUAUUAUGGUGGCUGAUUACAUUAACUGGUCCCAGGGUACCAUCAUAUUUGUGCUUUUUAUUUGUAAACCGAGUACUUUAAAACUUAUAAUACCAAGGGAACAACGAAAACUCCAAGGGAGUCACUAUAACGCGAGAUCAAAUGCAUCUCGACAUAAUUUAAGUGAAAAUGCUUGCGAAGAAACGAUUGUGGAUCCAAACGGAGCAUAG
This is a messenger RNA of Drosophila teissieri, 1643 nucleotides long. RefSeq names its product probable G-protein coupled receptor Mth-like 3. Gene Ontology annotation, cellular component: membrane. The transcript has 8 exons. Bases 84 to 1643 code for a protein of 519 amino acids. NCBI's taxonomy places the organism in Eukaryota, Metazoa, Arthropoda, Insecta, Diptera, Drosophilidae. The record is from RefSeq and is a predicted model, not a curated record. Gene Ontology annotation, molecular function: G protein-coupled receptor activity. Gene Ontology annotation, biological process: G protein-coupled receptor signaling pathway; cell surface receptor signaling pathway.